GAGAUAGAAGCAGACAAACGGGCAGCACUUGGACAAGUUCAGAGUGCAAGGUGUAGGAAGGAAGAAUGUAAAUUAUUUAGUAAUUUACAUAAACGGAAGAGUAGCCAACCUACAGUAGUUGGUGGAGUCAGUAAUGCCAGGAUGUGCCAAUUGAAACAAAGGGUGAAGGAAAAGAAACAUGAUGCACAUCCUGAAGUAUCUGAAUCUACAUUUUUAUCGGAUAUAAAGCUUCAACCUGCCUCAAACCCAAACCCACUCACGAAUGACAGUGGCCAGUGCCACCAAAAGGAAGAGAAAUUCGUGAUGUCAAAAAGGAACUAUGAUCUACACAACGACCCAAUGAGGAUUGGAAAACUGGACGGAAGGGAAGGCAGGUCUUCACAUCGCUGUGUUAGAAAUUACGGAGGUGUGGACUUCAAUAACACCCUGCUGAGGAUGGACGAGAGAAGACAGCGUUGUGCUGAUGAGAGAACUCCUUACCCCAAAAGUAACAGAGAAUUUGAGAUGGUGAUGAAUGGAAGAGAGAGGAUCAAUCACUCUGAGUGGGUGAAGGAAAGAGAGCAGUUCGAUAUGGAGAGGGCUACCAGAUAUCUUCUGGCAGGUCCACGACCGUGGGACUUGGACAAGAUCGACAAUUAGUCUCACAAGGCUUGUAUGAGCUUAGUAUUAACGGCAUACAACUUGGGCCUAAAAAAGGCGUUUGUUUCCGCUAACGAACUGAAAAAAAAUUGGACACGGUAGGCAGUCAAAACUUUUUAUCAAAUAUUUUUUUUUGUAUUCUAACAAUACUUGUUUUAUAACAGCCCAUGGAAUGACUUCAGUCUCAAGAGAUUCAAUCCGGCGAUGUCCGACAUCUCACUUACUUUACUUGUAUCCGUUUGUUCAGUGUGUAUGAGAACAAAAAUGUUCUCCAUUUUUAGUUCACUAUCGAUUGUCCUAAUUUGUUUUCGCUUGAUGCCGUGGACACACACGUCCAAAUACAAGGCACCCACUACAGAGGUCGCCAUUGUUGUUGUUGUUGUGCUUUUUUAUAUUCGAGCACCCGAUCGUUUUCGUCGGAAUUUCUACCGGAAACGGUGCGCAGCGAUGCGUAAUGAAUCAAUGCAUUCACCGAUCGAUAUCACAUUGGCUUUUUUUGGCCAAUCACAUUAAAUAUAAAAAGCUUCGACUUGGCGGUUUAAAAUGGAUUCGGUCAGGUUAGCAGAAACAAACGUCUUUUUUAGGCCUUACAAGGCCAGUUGCUUUGGACAGCAGUAGCUCAGGCAGUAGAAUCUGUGAUAGACGUGGAGAUAAGGGGUGAAAGGUCUAUAUGCAGAUUGUGCAUUAUAUAAUUGGCUACAUAGUAAACAUUUCAUUCCUGAUAAAGAUCUAUAUCAUAAUAUGGUGAUUCUCUUUGAGUGAUCAUGAAUCAUGUAUCAUAUCAUCACACGUCAUAUAAUCUGUUCAUACAGUAUGCACUCAAAAGGUAAGUCCACUCGUGAUGAAAGUAUUUUUCUUAUAUAUUUGUACUAAGUGUUUUUUUAUGUGAAGAGGCUGAUCUAAUUUAUCAGCUGCUAGUGAUCUCACUUCUACAUUGUGUUAUUACGUUUUUGAUAUUAUACUAAUAAAGCAUUCUGUACGUUCAUUUCAA
This is a messenger RNA of Priapulus caudatus, 1630 nucleotides long. Its product is annotated as coiled-coil domain-containing protein 9-like. The record is from RefSeq and is a predicted model, not a curated record. NCBI's taxonomy places the organism in Eukaryota, Metazoa, Priapulida, Priapulimorpha, Priapulimorphida, Priapulidae.